AUGAAGGCACCUCCCGAGGGGCCAGCCAUGUUCUUUUCUGACGGCUCCACCUUGCUUCGAUCUAUGAAAGAUGAAGGUCUUCGAGCCACGUGGGCACCUUCGCUCAUUGAUCCAUCCCCGGGCAGCGCUCAACUUGCUCGAGCCCAUUUCGAGAAGCAUCCACCGAAUAAUCUUCGAAAGUCGAAUUUUUUCCAUUUCGUUGUCGCGCUCUAUGAUCGGGCCAGCCAACCAAUUGAAAUUGAGAGGACACAGUUCGCUGGUUUUGUCGAGAAGGACAGAGAAAUCGAUGGUCAGGAUACGAAAAACGGGAUACAUUACAAACUUUAUGUUUUGUUCCAAAACGGUCUCCGUGCAGAGCAGGACCUUUUUGUGCGGCUGAUAGACAGUGUAUCAAAGCAGGCCAUCUCAUACGAAGGACAGGACAAAAAUCCUGAAAUGUGUCGCGUGCUACUGACGCACGAAGUAAUGUGCAGCCGAUGUUGCGAGAAGAAAAGUUGUGGUAAUCGGAACGAAACGCCCAGUGACCCAAUCAUCAUUGACAAAUAUUUUCUCAAAUUCUUUUUAAAAUGCAACCAAAACUGUCUGAAGAACGCUGGAAAUCCACGAGACAUGCGCCGAUUCCAGGUCGUACUCAGUACAACAGUCCGGAUAGACGGUCCACUUCUGGCCGUCUCUGAGAACAUGUUCGUUCAUAAUAACUCCAAGCACGGACGUCGAGUGAAACGAAUAGACGCUUCUGAUGAGUUUCCCGAAGUGUCCGAGCUGUCAACGGGUUCAUUGCCUGUAAUCAAGGCAUUGUGUCCGAGCGAAGGAUGGAUUCAAGGAGGAACGCAGGUGAUUGUGAUAGGAGAAAAUUUUUUCGAAGGUCUCCAGAUUGCUUUUGGUUCAACAACUGUCUGGAGUGAGUUGGUUCAAGUUAUUUCACCACAUGCUAUGAGGGUGACAAGUCCUCCACGCCACAACGCCGGCGUCGUUGAAGUCACCUUGCAGUACAAAAAUAAGCAGUACAACAGAGGAGCGCCAAUUCGCUUCACUUAUGCAUCUCUUACUGAGCCGAGCAUUGAUUUCGGGUUCCAACGACUUCAAAAGCUUCUACCAAAGUAUCCUGGUGAUCCGGAAAGGCUCCCGAAGGAAAUCAUUUUGAAGAGGGCUGCUGAACUUGCAGAAGCUCUUUACAGCAGAACACAAGCCGAGCAAUUGAGCAGCUAUGCUUCAGUGUAUUCUGCUGGAUUCGACUCGGCAGGUUUGACAGAACACUUUAUUUCUCGAUUCCUAUCAUUGAUAUCUAUUUUAUUAUUACUUGUUCUCUGUUAA
Haemonchus placei is the source of this 1314-nucleotide messenger RNA. The record is from the annotation of a GenBank genome assembly. NCBI's taxonomy places the organism in Eukaryota, Metazoa, Nematoda, Chromadorea, Rhabditida, Trichostrongylidae.